Molecule: messenger RNA, 234 nt
Organism: Blastomyces gilchristii SLH14081
Lineage: Eukaryota; Fungi; Ascomycota; Eurotiomycetes; Onygenales; Ajellomycetaceae
Exons: 1
Coding region: 1-234 (77 amino acids)
Source: RefSeq, a predicted model, not a curated record
AUGAUUCAGAAUAUUGAGAAGGCAGCUCUGCUCUCUGAGCAUGUCAAUCUGCUUAUCACUGAGGUGGAACCUGAGGCAGCAAACCAGGAAAUGUGGGAUUUUGAGACACAGGUUGACCUGACUAAGAGAGAGCAGCAGAAACCCUUCUCUGAGAAGGCAGCAGAGAGAGAUUUUGAGAUGAUUAUCAUCUCAAAUAAGAAGGAGAAGAAGAAGAAGAAGAAGAAUGAGAAGUGA